This is a messenger RNA of Penicillium taxi, 1044 nucleotides long. RefSeq names its product Spg1/Tem1 GTP-binding protein. The transcript has 4 exons. Bases 1 to 1044 code for a protein of 347 amino acids. Lineage: Eukaryota; Fungi; Ascomycota; Eurotiomycetes; Eurotiales; Aspergillaceae. Gene Ontology annotation, molecular function: GTPase activity; GTP binding. The record is from RefSeq and is a predicted model, not a curated record. Gene Ontology annotation, biological process: regulation of exit from mitosis. Gene Ontology annotation, cellular component: spindle pole body.
AUGCUGGAUCCGCUGCAGCAACCUAAUCUUGAGGUUUCUGCUGCUGCGGAGCCGCAGGAGGUCGAUGUCGCAUCCCAGUCAGAGAUGUCACACCCUACAGAACAGCCAUUGGAGCCAAUCGAACAGCCUGUUCCCGCCAGCGCUGAGGUCGAAGAAACACCAUCUGCAUACCAAGGGACUAUGGACCCACCCCUCCGUCCUGUAGGCUUGGACCAUGGCUACAACAGCGACUCCAAGGCUCACUACCACUCUCGAUCCACCGACCUCCAUCACUCCGCAACCGAAUACAACCCCCAAGAUGUCGAUCACGCGUCCCGUCUAAAUUACUCCCCUUCUUUGAACCCACAGCCUCAGCUACACGCGUCUCGACCGAGCUCUAGUCGUUCCAGUGGUCCAGAACGACUCGGCCUGUCGCAACAGCCUGAAGUCGCCCAACGCCAGGCAGGUCAGUCCCAGUCUGCGAAGAACAGCGUCGUUAUCAAAGUCGGCAUGGUUGGUGAUGCUCAGAUUGGUAAGACAAGUCUGAUGGUCAAGUACGUGGAGGGCAGCUGGGAUGAAGAUUAUAUCCAGACUUUGGGUGUGAACUUUAUGGAAAAGACUAUCUCAAUUCGCAAUACCGAGAUUACUUUCUCAAUCUGGGAUCUUGGGGGUCAGCGCGAGUUCGUCAACAUGCUGCCGCUUGUGUGCAACGAUGCCGUGGCCAUACUGUUCAUGUUUGACCUGACCCGCAAGAGCACUCUGAAUUCCAUCAAAGAAUGGUAUCGCCAGGGCCGGGGCUUCAACAAAACCGCUAUUCCGUUCCUGGUUGGAACCAAAUAUGACCACUUUGUCAACUUUCCUCGUGAAGACCAGGAAGAAAUCUCUCUCCAGGCCAAACGAUUUGCCAAGGCUAUGAAGGCUAGUUUGAUCUUCAGCAGUACCAGUCACAGCAUCAAUGUACAGAAGAUUUUUAAAAUUGUCCUCGCAAAGGCAUUCGAUCUUAAAUGCACAAUUCCCGAGAUCGAGAAUGUCGGCGAGCCUCUGCUUCUGUACAAGUCAGUCUAG